Messenger RNA from Sesamum indicum (sesame), 2885 nucleotides. RefSeq names its product sucrose synthase 4 (gene SUS4). NCBI's taxonomy places the organism in Eukaryota, Viridiplantae, Streptophyta, Magnoliopsida, Lamiales, Pedaliaceae. Gene Ontology annotation, biological process: sucrose metabolic process. The record is from RefSeq and is a predicted model, not a curated record. Gene Ontology annotation, molecular function: sucrose synthase activity.
GUUUCCAUUCUCCACCAUCACAGGCAAAACUCUUUCAUUUGCUCCUUCUGUAGCGUCCCUCUUUCUUGCGUUUGUUUGCUAUACUCCUUUUUCAAUUUCUCUGUCCCAUACUUUUCUUCUUUUCUUCCCAUUAGUUCAUUGAUUCUGAGCCCUGAUUGGCUCUUUUUGCUGAGUUAUUGUUUCUAUAAGUUGAAAGUUUGUCCAAGAAUUUGUUAGCUGAAUCGAUCAUCGCCAAUGGCGGAACGUGUUCUGACUCGUGUUCACAGCCUGCGCGAGCGCCUGGAUGCCACCCUUGCUGCUCAUCGCAAUGAGAUUUUACUGUUUCUAUCAAGGAUUGAAGCCCACGGGAAAGGAAUUCUGAAACCUCAUCAGCUUAUGGCUGAGUUUGAAGCAAUUUGCGCAGCCGACAAGGAAAAACUGCAGGAUCAUGCCUUCAAAGAAGUCCUGAAGAGCACACAAGAAGCAAUUGUGUUCCCUCCAUGGGUUGCACUUGCUAUUCGACUGAGGCCCGGUGUUUGGGAAUAUGUCCGAGUCAAUGUUAACGCACUAGUUGUCGAGGAACUCACCGUGCCAGAGUAUCUGCAGUUCAAAGAAGUGCUUGUCAAUGGAACUGCUAAUGGCAACUUUGUUCUUGAGCUGGAUUUUGAACCAUUCACCGCAUCUUUUCCCAAGCCGACUCUCACCAAGUCCAUUGGUAAUGGAGUUGAGUUCCUCAACCGGCACCUCUCGGCCAAAAUGUUCCAUGACAAAGAGAGCAUGACCCCUCUUCUCGAUUUUCUCCGUAUGCACCAUUACAAGGGAAAGACGAUGAUGCUGAAUGAUAGAAUACGGAACCUUAAUUCUCUGCAAGCUGUUCUGCGGAAGGCAGAGGAGUACCUCUCAACACUGCCUCCGGAGACGCCAUAUGCAGAUUUUGAGCAUAAGUUCCAAGAGAUCGGAUUGGAGAGAGGAUGGGGUGAUACUGCAGCGCGAGUCUCGGAGAUGAUCUCGAUGCUUCUCGACCUUCUUGAAGCUCCUGACUCCUGCACUCUUGAGAAAUUCCUCGGCAGAAUUCCAAUGGUUUUCAAUGUCGUUAUUCUUUCCCCACAUGGUUACUUUGCUCAAGAAAAUGUCUUGGGCUACCCUGAUACUGGUGGCCAGGUUGUCUACAUUUUGGAUCAAGUCCCUGCAUUGGAGCGCGAGAUGCUUAAACGUAUCAAGGAGCAAGGACUUGAUAUCAAACCACGAAUUCUCAUUGUAACUCGGUUGCUCCCAGAUGCAGUGGGGACUACCUGCGGCCAACGGCUUGAGAAAGUGUUUGGAACCGAGCACUCACAUAUUCUUCGAGUUCCGUUUAGAACUGAGAAGGGAAUUUUACGCAAAUGGAUCUCCCGCUUUGAGGUUUGGCCAUACAUGGAAACUUUUACUGAGGACGUCGCCAAGGAAAUUACCGCAGAAUUGCAAGCCAAGCCAGAUUUGAUCAUUGGAAACUAUAGUGAGGGAAAUCUUGCAGCCUCCUUGCUGGCUCACAAGUUAGGGGUAACACAGUGUACCAUUGCUCAUGCACUGGAGAAAACCAAAUAUCCUGAUUCUGACAUUUACCUGAAAAAUUUCGAUGAGAAGUAUCACUUCUCAUGCCAGUUUACUGCUGAUCUCUAUGCAAUGAAUCACACUGACUUCAUCAUCACCAGCACAUUCCAAGAAAUUGCCGGAAGUAAGGACACCGUUGGACAAUACGAGAGCCACAUGGCAUUCACAAUGCCUGGAUUGUACCGUGUUGUCCACGGAAUUGAUGUGUUCGACCCAAAAUUCAACAUUGUCUCUCCAGGAGCCGAUAUGAACCUCUACUUCCCGUAUACAGAGAAGGAAAAGAGACUUACAGCUUUCCACCCUGAAAUCGAGGAGCUUCUCUAUAGCGAUGUUGAAAAUGAGGAGCAUCUGUGUGUGCUGAAAGACAAGAAAAAGCCCAUUUUAUUCACCAUGGCAAGAUUGGAUCGCGUGAAGAACUUGACGGGACUGGUGGAAUUGUAUGCCAAGAGUCCAAAACUCAGGGAAUUAGUUAACCUUGUCGUAGUUGGUGGUGACAGAAGAAAAGAAUCUAAGGACUUGGAAGAACAAGCGGAGAUGAAAAAGAUGUACAGCCUCAUAGAAACCUACAAGCUGAAUGGCCAAUUCAGAUGGAUUUCAUCCCAAAUGAACCGUGUGAGGAAUGGUGAACUCUACCGCUACAUUGCUGACACACGAGGUGCUUUUGUGCAACCAGCAUUCUACGAGGCCUUCGGUCUGACCGUUGUCGAGGCCAUGACUUGUGGUCUGCCGACUUUUGCAACUCUCCACGGUGGUCCAGCUGAGAUCAUUGUCCAUGGAAAAUCUGGGUUCCACAUCGAUCCAUACAACGGUGAACAGGUUGCUGAGGUUCUUGUUGAUUUCUUUGAGAAGUGCAAGCAUGACCCUUCUCAUUGGGAAACCAUUUCAGCGGGCGGCCUGAAACGUAUCCAGGAGAAGUACACAUGGCAGAUUUAUUCAGACAGGUUGUUGACAUUGGCCGGAGUCUAUGGAUUCUGGAAAUACGUUUCCAAGCUCGAUCGUCGUGAGAUCAGACGCUACCUUGAAAUGUUUUACGCGCUCAAGUUCCGUAAGUUGGCCGAAGCUGUUCCACUUGCAGUUGAGUAAAAGAAACAAAAUGAUGCUUCUGCUGCUGCCAAAUAAAAGAGAAUUGAAAUUGCUGGAAGAAGCCUUCCAAAGGCUUCUGCCUUAUUUUCCUUCUUGGUUUUCAAUUGAAUGUCUUAUGGGGCUAUGACCCAUAAGAUGAUGCUAUUUGUAUCUUUUUAUCCUUUCCAACUUUCCUCAAAAUUUUGUACCUUCUUCUUUGUCCCAUUGAAGCAAAAUAUGUAACUUUGACAUUC